This is a messenger RNA of Komagataella phaffii GS115, 2244 nucleotides long. RefSeq lists its product as uncharacterized. The coding region runs from base 1 to 2244 and encodes 747 amino acids. Gene Ontology annotation, molecular function: RNA polymerase II cis-regulatory region sequence-specific DNA binding; DNA-binding transcription factor activity, RNA polymerase II-specific. Gene Ontology annotation, biological process: regulation of transcription by RNA polymerase II. The record is from RefSeq and is a predicted model, not a curated record. NCBI's taxonomy places the organism in Eukaryota, Fungi, Ascomycota, Pichiomycetes, Pichiales, Pichiaceae. Gene Ontology annotation, cellular component: nucleus. The transcript has a single exon.
AUGAAGAGUCCAACUACGGAUCCAGAGACUCACUCUCAUGAUCAAAAGCCCAUAUUACACAACCAGAUAAGAGGGUACAUCCAUACCAUAGACAAUGCCCAUAGUCAUAUUCAUGGCCAUGUUCAUCAACAUAUUCACCAUCCAAAUGGCCCCAUUGUUAGUGAACGAAUUCAACCGAUUUUAGACCCUGUCCACAAUGACAAAUCCCGCUCUCAUAUAUACCCCGGGAAUCUGUGUCCAACGGAUAGCGCAAAGCAUCAAGACGAAGAAAUACUACCUAUUAGUAAUAGUGCGUUGCUGCAUUUAAUGAGUAAGACGAAAUCUGAGAGUUCUGGCUCUGCUUCAGUAUGGAAUCUGCUUGACCCAAAAGCUGAUUUUGACAGUUGUGACAAGUGUGAUCCACUGAAGGACAUCAGUUGCCCCGAUCCGUUUGUUUGUGCUGAUAAAGGAUGUUCAAUAGGCCAGAACACAUUAGAGUUUCAAAGUACCAACUCUGAUGCCUUUUUGAGAUGCUGUUUCGAUUCUUCGCAUAAUGAGGAUGAGAAUCCCUAUAAUGGCGAUAGUGACUACAACGGAGCAGUCACUAGUCAUGCUGCGCUUUGCGACCUCUCCGCUUUUUCGACAUGCAAUGACAUUGAAGGGUUUUGGAAAAAUGAAAAUCCGGCUUUGCUGAAUAGUAAUUCCGUUGAUAGCUCCUCUCAAAUACCGUGCCCGAAAUAUUCAGACUGUGAUUUGAUACAGCCGUCAAAUAAUUACGAGUCCAGUCCUCACGAUAGUACUGGUACAGUGUCACUUUCAAGUAACACGCCAGUGUCAGCAUGCUCUACCGGUUGCGUCACAUUGGACAAAAAUGUGUAUCCAGAUAUGAGUUUCAUGGUCAACUCUAGCAAGAUCAGUGACCUGAGGGAAAAAAGACCUCAUGUUGAAUCAAGAGAUUUUUCUUUUAAGAUGCAACAACAGAAACGAGUUAAAGUGGAACAAGAUGGAACCAAGCCCGUGUAUUGGAAUGAUAUGGAUCAUCUUAACCCUGUCAACAAACAAAAUCACCACCAUCAUCUUCACCAGUUUCAAGAAUUCUGCGUUGAUUGGGCUAAAUAUGGCUGUGGAUGUCCUUACAACUUAGAGAAUCAGAGUAAACAAGAUAAAAAAAUGCAUUUGCACUAUCCACCACACCAGCACGGCUGCAAUCAUUAUGAUACCCAGUUCCCUACUUCUGGAGAUCCAAGUGAAGUUCAAAAUCAGAGCGUCUCGGAUUCUCUCGUUUGCCAAUGGUCAGACUGUAAAGUGGAUGCUUUCAAAGAUGAUGUACAUUUGCAGAACCAUGUCUUUUCGUCCCAUCUUUUACCUUGGGUUAAGGACCGAGGAGUUGAUCCGAGUGAGAUAAACUUGGAUACAUUGACGAUUGAAAAUUUUCAAAACAUGGAUAACUUUGCCUGCAAAUGGAAAGACUGUGAUUUCAAUAGCUCCGAUUUAGAGUCCUUAUUGAAUCACAUUCCCAAGAAUCAUUUUUCAGAACAAACAAAGAUUGUGGAAGAACCGGUGCCCAAGCAAGAAACCAUCGAUGCAUUGCCCGAUAUCGAAGAAAACGUAUGCCAGUGGGAAAUGGAAAACAACCAAAUUUGUAAUCUCAAAUUUUCUAACACAACAGAUCUUACUGACCAUAUCACGGAAGACCAUGUCGGUUCCAGAAAAUCAAAGUACGUUUGCAAUUGGAAGGGGUGUACUCGCAAUCAUAAGGAGUUCACUCAAAGGCAAAAAGUUUUGAGACACCUCCCUGUUCAUACAAAACAUAAACCGUACAAAUGUGAUAUAUGUGGUAAGGCAUUUUCAAUUGACCUAAUGUUGGAGCAACAUAUUCGAACUCACACGGGAGAAAAACCCUUCAAGUGUUCUAAAUGCGGGAAGACCUUCAAGACUAGCUCUUCAUUAUCCAUUCAUUUGAGAAUUCAUACCGGCGAACGGCCAUUGGUAUGCAAAUAUCCAGGGUGUGGAAAGACCUUCAACGAAUCCUCUAAUUUGACAAAGCAUCAUAGGACGCAUCAGAAAGAAUUUAAAUGUAGCUUCUGCUGUAAAACCUUCAACCAAUUAAAACAACUUGAAUCACAUGAGAGGCUGUACCAUGGAGAUCAAACCAGAUUUGAUUGUGAUUGUUGUGACGAACAUAGAAACAAGACACUCAUGUCAUCGACUAGGAAGAACUUCCCGAUAACAUCAGGAACCACCAAUGAGAUGGCAUUCACAUGA